Molecule: messenger RNA, 3564 nt
Organism: Anas platyrhynchos (mallard)
Lineage: Eukaryota; Metazoa; Chordata; Aves; Anseriformes; Anatidae
Gene: IGSF5
Product: immunoglobulin superfamily member 5
Biological process (GO): cell-cell adhesion
Cellular component (GO): bicellular tight junction; cell surface
Source: RefSeq, a predicted model, not a curated record
GGAGGAGGCUGGGGGGGAAGACACAACCCUUUCCUUAUCUACUGAAGGGACAAUGUCACACCGAAGCCCAAGCCCAGGAAGAGGUCGGCACUCCCGGCCAGAGGUGGCAGCGGCUAGGCCAGGGCCUGGGGAAGGAUUACUCCAGGAAAAAAGGUCACAUAAAGUCACAUUUUGUCAGAGGACACAAAGCAGCAACUGAUUUCCAAAUUUCUUGAUGAGUUAUGUCCUUCAGCUUCUUCUCAAGCAUGGAAUGACCACCGGUGGCUUUCUGCCUUAGGGACCAGGAGAGAAUGCUCCAAUGGAGGGGUUCCAGAAAUUCAUUUUACUUCUUUUCAUCUUAUCUGCCUCGCUAACAGGUCUUGGCUUUUGUAAUUCUAUUGUAAAUGGCCCUACUAAUGCAACAGUCCUUGUUGGUUCAGAAGCCCGGUUUAAUUGCACUGUUAUGAAAGGAUGGGUCAUUCUCAUUUGGUUGUUCAAGGCAAAUCCUGUCCUCACUGUCAUUAAUCCUCAAGGAGCUAUUGAAACAUCAGACCGCUUCACAUCUCAAAAUUAUACCAAUAAUGAUGAAUUUACCUCAGAGCUGAUCAUCCACAACACGCAGCUAGAUGACUCUGGAAAAAUUGAAUGCAGCACCCAGCAAACUGGUGAAAGCAGCUUUGCCUUUCUUUCUGUUCAAGUUAAUGGAUCUUUAUUCAUCAAAAAUAGCACCUUAACAGUUAAAGAGAAUGAAACACUUGAAAUUGUUUGUGAAGCCUUAGGAUGGGCUCCAGCUCCAGACAUUACUUGGAUGACAAAUGACUCUCUGAUUGAUAAGUCGAGGUAUGUUACCCAGCAAAGUCAAGGAUCUAAUGACCUCCACAAUGCCUUGAGCGUCCUGACUUUGACUCCAACAGACACUGAGAUUUUGACUUGUUUAGCUGAUAUAGAAGCACUCCCUAGCCCUCAGAAUGCAACUAUAACUGUUUUCUUUGUCAACUCUACUUCAGAAAAUGGUUACAGUGAAGACAGCAUAAGCACAUGGGUUAUUGCACUUGCAGUCGUGUUUUCAGUUGUUGGUUUUAUUCUCCUGGUCAUUAUUAUUGUGGUUGUCGUACGCUGCUGCUGCCUAAAGAAAGGAUCCACGUACGAAAGUGAAGCAAGGAAAAUUUCAGCUACAAAGAAAACAGAUGGCCAUGCAAAAAAUGGGCAAAGGAGUGGUAGUGAAAAUGAGGGAUACAUUCCAGAGGAACCACAGCACACAGGACGAAUCCCUAGAAUUGUCCCUCCUCCUCCAAUGUCUACAAAGUUCACUGUCCGUGAUGCAGAUUUACAAACCAGGUCUGCACAAAAGUCUCCAGACUAGACAAGCUGUGGAUUUGAGAUGGAAGCACCAUUGAAUGUGGCGCUUGAUGUUCCUUUACAAACAAAAUCCAGUGUAGAUGCAGUCAGUAAAAGAGCUUUUUCUCUGGAUAAUUUAAAGAUUGCAUUUUCCAAUUGCACUUCCAUACUGCAGAAGUUUCUUCAGUCAGGAGCUUAGCACCAAUCUAAGAGACCUUUGGCAUCUCAGCAGUAAAUGAUGGAAGGGGAAGCAAGGAACCAACAUCCAGUCUACUCUCAUUUUUUGUCCCCUUUCCACAAGACAAAAAGCAUAAAGAAGCAGGGUUCAGUAUUUAUUCCUCUACUUCUUUCAUCCUCAUCUGCCUCUAUUCUGAAGCAUGGUGGUAGGCUCUCAGCUUCUUGCACAACAGCAACAUGGAUCUUAAUUUAUGCCAUACAUUUAUAAAAUACAUUUAACAUCUUCAUGAUUUUUUUUUUUUUGCCAAUAUUCUCCUGGGAAAAUAGCAGUACCAAGUUCACCAUUCAACACAGCGAUAACUCGUUUAUUUCUGAAGAUAUGUUUCAACAUGUGCAAUGCAGAAAUCUGUCUUGAGAUGACAUUGCAUAUAAAUCAUAGCAGAGUAUGUCUUGUUCUUGCAGCACACAAUAAAAUUUAGGAAGUACUCAAUCGAUGAUUAAAGCAAUGAUCACAAUAAUAACAGUAAAUAUAAUAGGAAUGAUAAUGAUGUAUCUGUAGCUGGUAGUUAUUAUGUUUGACAUUAAUUACUUGUUAAACAAAAUAUUAUAAAUGCGAAGCUGAAAAGCAUGCUCAACACAGCUGAGGGUUGAAACAUGAAACUGAAACACAAAGGUGCAGCCCUCUAUGGCAGAUGCUGGGUAGGAUGGCCUAGGAGGUCUUUGCAGCUGAAUAUCUAGGGAAACUUUGAUACCCAUCAGAGGGACACAGCAUAGAGUUGAACCAUUUCUGUUAAACCACUUGUCCCUGGGCAAUAUUUGGUACUAGUCUGCUAAGGUGGCUUCUAGUUGCUUUGGUAACUGCAUGCAGAUUUUGAAAGGUAUUGAGAGAUAAUUUGCAGGUGAAAAAUAUUUAUAUAUAUUUUUUAAUAUGUUGAAGGAAUAUUUAGCAAUCUAAAAUUGGCUCGUAAACAAAAACUACUUCUCAGUGUGAAAGGGCUUCUCAGCAUUUUGCGAUGGCACCAUCUUGUACAUACAGGAGCUGAUAAAGGAAAUGCAAAUAUUGUCUGAUGAAUGUUUUACCUAAAAUUGUGGAUUUACAGUUUAUGAUUUAGGUUUAUGGGAUUAUAUAGAAACAUAGUGAAACAUUUCCCAGGCAACAUACAGUGUUUUUGUCUUUUACAUUCAUAACCUUCCCUGAUAAAUGCAAAAGCUCUCUUUUCUGACAAAGAGGUGAGUUACUGGAUGCAUUUUAAUAAAGUUCAAUCACCACUGUAGCCAAUAUAUUGCAUAAUAAACAUUGUGGUGCUCCUUCAUUAUAACACAUUUUUGGGUCAAUCAGCAGAAAUUAGGUGGCAAGCCAUUUAACUGUUUGCUGAUAAGUUGUGUUUCUCAGUUCCCUUUCCCCAUAUGGAUCCUGGAAAUUUUCCCAAAGGAUUUGGGGAUUUUUUUUUUUUUUGAUUUUUUUAAUGAGAAAUGGAGGGAGAACCAGUGAGAACCAGGACAGAGAGGGGUUGCUCAAACAAUUUUCUGCAGUCAAGGAGUCUGUAUAGUGGUGGACUCCAGCAAGUUACCAUUCUCUCUCCUGGGUAAUCAGGAAAAAUGAGCUAACACCUUUGUGGUGCUUCCAUGGGGGUCAGUAAGAAGCGAAGAGCCCAGGUUCUCCCUCAGGAGCAAUAUGGGGAGGGAACAAGGAACCCAGCUACUGAUGGGAAGAGUCACGGAGACUGAAGACCUAAAUUUUUGUCUCUCCCUCUCUGCAAGGUGAACUUAAGAUUUCUAUAGCUGGCUUCCUUGGAACUAUGUGGUGUUGGGAUUCACUACAACUACAAGGCCAGAAAAGAGGGCCAAAUGGGCAAAAUUUGAAUGGAAUUCAGAAUUAAAAUUAGAAGAAACUCAUGGAUAUGGGGACAUGAUGGAAAGCAGGGCAGUCGUGGUGAAUGAAGAUUUUUCAACUGUAUUUUGACUGGGCAAGGGAAAACAUACCUGCUACACAGUACGUUUCCCCCACUGCCAGGAGAAAACUAGAUCAUAGAAUCACAGAAUCACAGAAUUUCUAGGUUGGAAGAGACC